AUGGCUCCAUCCCUGCUCCUGCUGCUCCUCGGGCUGCUCCCCCGGGCUUUUCCGCGGCUGGAUACUAGCAUCUUCUUAAUAUAUAAUGAAGAUCACAAACGCUGUGUACUGGCUCAAAGUACUAAUUCAGUGACUACUGCUCCUUGCAUUCAAGAAAAUGAGUCACAAAAAUUCAGGUGGGUCUCAGAUCACCAGCUUAUGAGCAUAGCAUUCAAAUUAUGCUUGGGAGUGCCUUCGAAGAAAGACUGGGUUCCGGUCACUCUGUAUCCUUGUGACAAGGCUAGUGAACUCCAGCGAUGGGAAUGCAGAAAUGAGACUCUCUUUGCAAUCCAAGGGGAAGAUUUGUUUUUCAACUAUGGAAACAAACAGGAAAGGAAUAUUAUGCUGUACAAGGGAUCUGGUUUAUGGAGUAGGUGGAAAGUCUACGGAACCACAGACGAUCUGUGUUCUCGAGGCUAUGAAGAUACCUACACAGUGAAAGGAAAUGCCAAUGGAGCCCCUUGUGUAUUUCCUUUUAAGUUUGGUGGUAAAUGGUAUGCUGACUGCACAGAUGCUGGCAGAUCAGAUGGCUGGUUCUGGUGUGGAACCACUUCAGACUAUGAUGUUGACAAGAAGUAUGGAUUUUGCCCAAUGAAAUUUGCUAGUAAUGAACUGUGGAACACAGACCCUUUAACAAAUGUCCAGUACCAGAUAAACUCUGAGACAGCUCUGAAAUGGCAUCAGGCAAGAAAAAGCUGUCAGCAGCAGAAGGCAGAGUUAUUAAGCAUCACAGAGUUGCAUGAACAAACAUACCUGACAGGUCUGACUCGCACACUGAGUUCAGCUCUCUGGUUUGGUCUUAACAGUUUGAAUUUCAACAGUGGAUGGCAAUGGGUUGGUGGUGCUCCUUUUCGGUACUUAAACUGGGUUCCAGGUCAUCCUUCUCCAGAACCUGGAAAAAUCUGUGGCGCAUUGAAUCCUGGCAAAGGUGCUAAGUGGGAGAACUGGGAAUGUGAUAAGAAACUUGGCUAUAUUUGUAAAAGAGGAAAUGCUACCUUAGAAUCUUUCAUUAUUCCUAGAGAGACUAAUGUGCCUGUUAGGUGUCCUGAUCAAUGGAUGUCAUAUGCUGGUCACUGUUACAUAAUUCAUAGGGACCCCAAAAUGUGGAAAGGUGCCUUAACAUCUUGCAGGAAAGAGGAUGGAGAUCUGGCAAGCAUCCAUAAUAUUGAAGAAUACAGCUUUGUUAUUUCUCAACUUGGGUACCAGCCAUCUGAUGAGCUGUGGAUCGGGUUGAAUGACCUCAAGGUUCAGAUGUAUUUUGAAUGGAGUGAUGGAACACCUGUCACCUACACUAAGUGGCUUCGUGGAGAACCCACACAUGCAAACAACAGGCAAGAGGACUGUGUCGUUAUGAAGGGAAAGGAUGGAUUUUGGGCAGACCAUUCUUGUGAAAAGAAAAUUGGCUACAUCUGUAAAAGGAAACCUAUGUCAGAUGCUCCUAUAGAAGAGGAAACUAUUGGCAUGGGCUGCCAGAGAGGCUGGAAAAGACAUGGUUUUUAUUGCUACUUAAUUGGAAAUACAUUUGUAACAUUUUCUCAAGCAAAUCAAACCUGUGGAAAGCAUCAGGCUUUUUUAGCAACUGUUGAAGACAGAUAUGAACAAGCCUAUCUGACCAGUCUGGUUGGGCUGAGAAGAGAAAAAUACUUUUGGAUUGGACUUUCAGAUGUAGAAGAAAAGGGAACGUUCAAGUGGGCUAAUGGUGAAUCUGUCUUAUUUACACACUGGAAUUCUGAAAUGCCUGGAAGAAAGCCAGGCUGUGUUGCCAUGAGGACUGGAAUAGCAGGUGGAUUAUGGGAUGUAAUAAAAUGUGAAGAAAAGGCAAAGUUCAUAUGCAAGGUGUGGGCAGAAGGAGUGACACCUCCACCUGUUCCCACAACAACUCCUAUUCCCCAGUGUCCAGAGGGCUGGGACUCAAGCAAUCGUAUUAGCUUCUGUUUCAAACCUUUUUCCAGAGCAGAGCACAAGAAGACCUGGCUGGAAUCACAGGAAUUUUGCCGCUCCAUAGGAGGAGAUCUGGCCUCCAUUAAUGGCAAAGAUGAGCAGUACGUGAUCUGGCGCUCCAUCGCAAACAAUGGCUAUUACCACCAGAAUUUCUGGAUGGGUUUAUAUUACUUGAAUCCUGAUGAUGGCUUUGCUUGGAGUGAUGGAUCUCCAGUGAGGUAUGAAAACUGGGGCUUUGGAGAACCAAAUAAUUAUCAAGGAGUUGAACUUUGUACAGAGAUCAGUGGUGAUUCCAGCAUGCUUUGGAAUGACAGACACUGUGAUUAUAUGUAUGGAUGGAUUUGCCAAAUAAGAAAAGGGGCAAGUGUGAAGCCUGAACCAACAGAAUCUCCUGCACCUGAAUACAGGACUACUGAGGAUGGAUGGAUUAUCCAUGAGGACAAACAGUACUAUUUCAGCACGGAGACUGCUCCUAUGGAAGAGGGUCGUGAGUUCUGCAAAAAGAACUUUGGAGACCUUUCUGUCAUUGAGAGUGAAAGUGAAAGAAAGUUCCUGUGGCGAUAUAUAUUGAAAAAUGGCAAAGAGGAUGCAUAUUUCAUUGGUUUACAACUGAGUAUUGACCAACGUACAAGCUGGGUGGAUGGCACUCCAGUGGAUUAUUUGGCAUGGGCACCACAUGAACCAAACUUUGCAAAUAAUGACGAAAACUGUGUAGUUAUGUAUAAGAAUUUAGGAUUUUGGAAUGAUAUAAACUGUGGCUAUCCAAAUCCCUACAUAUGUGAAAGGCACAACAGUUCCGUUAAUUCCACUGUUCCUCCAACAACAUUUUCAACUCCAAGAGGAUGUCGUCCAACUUGGCUUUCUUUUCGUAAUAAGUGUUACAAAAUAUUUGGAUCUACAGAAGAGGAACGUGUUACUUGGCAUGCUGCACGAACAGCUUGCAUGAAUUUAGGAGGAAACCUGGCCUCGAUCCCUAAUGAACAAGUGCAAGCUUUUCUUACCUUCCAUUUAAAAGAUUUUGCCACUGAGACAUGGAUUGGAUUAAAUGAUAUAAAUCAUGAAAUGAGGUUCCUCUGGACAGAUGGAACAGGGGUUUACUUUACAAACUGGGCCAAAGGUUUCCCAUCAGGACAUAUGGAUUUAUAUGCAUAUAGUGGCAAGGCUGAUUGUGUUGCCAUGAAAAACAAACCUGUUAAGGAAGCAGGGAAGUGGGCUGAUCAGAGUUGUGAUAACAGCCGAGGAUAUAUAUGCCAAAUUAAUGCAGAUGCUGAAUUUCUGCCUUCUACAACUUCAUCACUGUCCAACAUUAUCCGUUAUGGGAAUAGUAGUUAUUUGUUCAUCCAUACCAAAAUGACAUGGGAGGAUGCAUGGAAAAACUGCAAACAAAAUCAAUUUGACCUUUCCAGUGUCUUAGACCCCUACAGUCAUUCAUUCCUGUGGCUGAAGAUAUUAAAGUAUGGGGUGCCUGUGUGGAUUGGUCUCAACAGUAAUGUGACCAAUGGGCGUUAUGAAUGGAUUGAUAACUGGAGAAUGAAGUACACAAAAUGGGGUGAAGGGGAGCCAAAGCAAAAAAUAGGCUGUGUCUAUCUUGACAUUACUGGAGUCUGGAAGACAGGAUUCUGCAAUGAAAGUUAUUUCUCUGUUUGCAAAAAGUCUGAUGUUCAAGCUCCCACUGAGCCCCCUCAGCUUCCAGGAAAGUGUCCUGAAUCAGAAGGUCACAGGUCUUGGAUCCCUUUUCGAGGUCAUUGCUACUACAUUGAAUCUUCAUCUUCAAGAAACUGGGCCCAGGCAUCUUUAGAAUGUCUUCGACUAGGUGCCUCUUUGGUCUCAAUUGAAGACUCAGCUGAAUCCAGCUUUCUGACCUACAACCUUGAACCACUUGAAGGGAAAACAUCAACGUUUUGGACAGGAAUGUACAGAAAUGUGGAUGGACAAUGGUUGUGGCUAGACAGCACUACAGUGAAUUUUGUCAACUGGAAUGUAGGAGAACCUUCUUCUCAACAAAAUGAGCACUGCGUUGAAAUGUAUGCAGACUCUGGGUAUUGGAAUAAUUUCUACUGCUCUUCCUACAAAGGAUAUAUUUGUAAAAAGCCAAAAACAACUGAAAUGCCAGCAGCAUCUGAAAUGCCACCCGCUGAAAUACCUACAAUGGCAAUGACAAAAGAUGAGAAGGCUUCUACCCUAAAUCACAGCAAAACAGGAGUUAUAGUUAUUGUUGGUGUCAUCAUCCUAGUUGGAAGUGGCCUUGCAGGAUAUCUCUUCUACAAAAGAAGAAAGAAUUGCUUACCAGCAAAUGACAGCUUUGAGAAUAAUUUGUAUUUUAAUGGUGAUGCAGUUCCUGGAAUUAGUGACACAAAGGAUCUUGUGACCAACAUAGAACAGAAUGAACAUGCAACAUUGUAA
Molecule: messenger RNA, 4383 nt
Organism: Cinclus cinclus
Lineage: Eukaryota; Metazoa; Chordata; Aves; Passeriformes; Cinclidae
Product: macrophage mannose receptor 1-like
Exons: 30
Coding region: 1-4383 (1460 amino acids)
Molecular function (GO): signaling receptor activity
Source: RefSeq, a predicted model, not a curated record